ACUUGACUUCGUGUUAUUUACCUAAUCAACUUCGUCAGCUGUUCAAUCUCGUAAUAAAUUCUUCCUGUUUGUCAAGCAGAUGGAAAAUAUCCAGAAUAUUGACAAUCAUGGCUAUUAGUGUAAUGAUUUCUUCUAGAACACUCCAGAAGUUUUGCCGGGUCACUGGCCAGAGAUGCUUUGCCCAAGAAGCAGCAUCUGGAUCACAGACGUUUCCAAAGAUCACCACCCACUAUACUGUACAUCCACGAGAUAAUGAUCCACGAUGGAAAGAGGUGAACAUGGAAAGGUUUGCAGAUGAAGCGGAUGUACUUAUUGUCGGAGGAGGUCCAGCUGGCAUGUCGGCGGCCAUUCAGCUGAAAAAAAUGGCCCAGAAAGAUAACAGGGAACUAAGGGUCUGCCUGGUUGAGAAAUCAUCUGAGAUUGGAGGACACAUAUUAUCGGGUGCAGUUAUCGAUCCCAUCGCCCUCAAUGAACUGUUUCCAGAUUGGAAGGAGCGAGGGGCGCCUCUGAACACCCCGGUCACUGACGACAAGUUUGCCUUCCUUACCCAGACCUCACGAAUUCCCAUCCCAAUCGUUAAAGGUAUGCCGAUGGACAACCAUGGUAACUACGUGGUGAGACUGGGUCAUGUAGUCAAGUGGCUGGGAGAGCAGGCUGAGGAGGCUGGGGUGGAGCUGUAUCCAGGGUAUGCUGCGGCAGAGGUUCUGUACCACCCUGAUGGUAGUGUCAAGGGCAUUGCGACAAACGACGUAGGCAUAGCCAAGGAUGGCUCACCCAAGUCAGCAUUCGAGCGAGGAAUGGAACUGCAUGCCAAGGUAACAAUAUUUGCCGAAGGUUGUCACGGCCACUUGGCCAAGAGUCUGAUCAAGAAGUUCAACUUGCGUGAGAGCGCUGAACCUCAGACUUACGGACUGGGAGUCAAGGAGAUCUGGGAAGUGAAGCCUGAGAACCAUGCUGCUGGAAGAGUGGAACACACCAUCGGCUGGCCUCUGGAUAAGAACACAUAUGGUGGCUCAUUCUUGUACCAUCUGAAUGAGUCCACGCCCCUGGUAGCGGUUGGGUUUGUCGUGGGCUUGGACUACUCCAACCCUUACCUCAGUCCUUUUAAGGAGUUUCAGAGGUUCAAGCAUCACCCUUCUAUCAUCAAAACUCUGGAAGGUGGGAAAAGGAUAGCCUACGGUGCCAGAGCCCUCAAUGAGGGUGGGUUCCAGUCCCUGCCCAAGCUAACAUUCCCCGGAGGCUGUCUGGUGGGGUGUAGUGCUGGGUUCCUCAAUGUACCAAAGAUCAAAGGUACCCACAAUGCCAUGAAGAGUGGUAUGUUGGCGGCUGAGAGCGCCUACGAGGUUGUUACCAGUGAAGAGGCCUCAACCACUCAAGGUCUGGAGCCUGUGUCUUACACACAGAAGAUCAAGGACAGUUGGAUAUGGAAAGAGCUGUAUAAGGUCCGCAACUUCCGUCCAUCCUUCCACAACCCCCUCGGCUUGUACUUAGGCGUGGCUUACUCAGGGUUCAGUCUCCUGACCGGGGGUCGAGAACCAUGGACCCUCUCACAUGGAGGUGCAGACCAUGGUAGACUCAAGCCAGCCAAGGAGUGUAAGCCUAUUGAGUACCCCAAGCCAGACGGUGUGAUCAGCUUUGACCUCAACUCAUCUGUAGCUCUGACAGGCACUAACCACGAGGCAGACCAACCUCCUCACUUGACUCUCAUGGAUGACACUGUCCCUGUCAAACACAACCUGGCUAUCUACGACGGGCCCGAGGGACGCUUCUGUCCAGCUGGAGUGUACGAGUAUGUGGCCCAGGAGUCAGGGGAUGGUCAGCGACUAAUGAUCAAUGCACAGAACUGUAUCCACUGCAAGACUUGGUGACAUCAAGGACCUAACACAAAACAACAACUGGGUUAUGACCUUGCCUGCACACACUAUACUCUGUGUGUCUUGUAGGAGUGUACGAGUACGUGGCCCAGGAGUCAGGGGAUGGCCAGCAGCUGAUGAUUAAUGCACAGAACUGUAUCCACUGCAAGGCUUGUGACAUCAAGGACCUAACACAAAACAACAACUGGGUUAUGACCUUGCCUGCACUCACUAUACUCUGUGUGUCUUGUAGGAGUGUACGAGUACGUGGCCCAGGAGUCAGGGGAUGGCCAGCAGCUGAUGAUUAAUGCACAGAACUGCAUCCACUGCAAGACUUGUGACAUCAAGGACCUAACACAAAACAACAACUGGGUUAUGACCUUGCCUGCACUCACUAUACUCUGUGUGUCUUGUAGGAGUGUACGAGUAUGUGGCCCAGGAGUCAGGGGAUGGUCAGCGACUAAUGAUCAAUGCACAGAACUGCAUCCACUGCAAGACUUGUGACAUCAAGGACCCCACACAGAACAUCAACUGGGUGGUGCCUGAAGGAGGGGGUGGUCCCGCAUACAACGGAAUGUAACCGAUCUUCUCCUUGUUUACUGAAAGGUAACUGAACCUUUCUUGUGUUGAGUGCCUUGCUACCACGCUUUGGCACGAGAAGCUAAAUGGUUUAAAUCUCAGUUUUCUUGAUUUUUUCAAUUAACUGUUAAAUUAUUUCAUGUCACCAAUAUUUAAAACAUUAAUAUUAUUCCAUCAAUUAAUUGUUAUCUUGUAAUAGUAAUUGUCUUGGUCAAUCAGCAGAGAACGGUUUAUAGUUUAAAUAAAAUGUUCAGUUUGAUACCAAUUUUCUAGCUUAGAAGUGUCAUUCAGGUAAAAUUUAUUGUCAUCUAAAUAUAUUCAGAUUAAAUGAAUUAAUUGAAUCUUUUUUAGGACCAAAUUUUCGUAUACAAUUUGCGACGUUCAUGGACCCCUGAUGAUUUCUCACGAUGUCUCGGACAUCCAUUACUUGCGAUCGCAGCAAAAUGUGUGAUAAUUUCUUGCGAUCAGGGUAACACACACUAUAAUAUCUUUUGAUCCCAGCAACAUCCAUUUAUCCUCCCGUGGAUCAUUGUCUACUCCUUUGAUUUUCUCAUGAUCACGGCAAUAACUGUGAUCAUAUACCGUGAUGGUAACAACGAUCGUGGCAAUGUCCGCAAUCCUCUCCAGCUAUUAUUUUUAACUCCUGAGACAAUUAUUUGCUAUUACGACCAAAUCUGAGAUUAUCUUGCAAUCGUGGCGAGAUUUAUUAUAAUAUCCCCCGAUCGCGGCAACAUCCGUGAUGAUUUCCGGAGAUUGCGACAACAUCUGUGAUUAUUUAUGGUUACUGCGGAAUUGUUCAAGAUAUUUCUUGCAAUCUCGGUAAUGUCCGUUAUUCGUGAUAGUUUCCUGCAGUCGUGAUUUUCAACUUAAUGGUUAUUUACAAAAUUCUUGCACGGUUCAUGGAUUUUUUCGACUUCAUCAAAAUUCAAAUACAAUUCCCGGUUUCCAGGUCAGCUGGACAUUGGAGUAUUUAAAUACAUGUGUUGUAGAGGUAAAUUUUAAAUAGGUAAAUUUUAAAUAUAAUUUUUAGCCCCCUGAAAGUUUGUUGGUAUGUUAUGUUUAUCUGUUUUUUUUAAAUUUCUUUGAGUUUAUGACAACUGUAUCUAAUUUGAUGUGAAUAUUUGCUUGAUCCAUUUACAUUAGUCCUGCUGAAGUAGAUGGUUUGCUCUAAAGUAUAAUAUGAAUAUGUCACAAUCAAUUUAUAGGCCAUAAGUUAUGUUAACUUGACAAAUCUUUAAUCAUAUCCAUAAUGAAGUAGGGCCUACAUAACUUUGUUUUACUAAUACAUUUUGGUACAUAAUUUGAUCAAGUGUUUAGAGUCCUUGGAGGCUAGUGGCCAUCUUGGAUAAUUCAAACAGCCGCUGAAGGGUUAUUUAUUGUCGAAAAAUAUAACACCAAAGUGAUCACAAUUUAAAUAUCUAGUAAACUGUGAGAUUAGAAAUGUUCUUUUUAGUUUUUAAUUGUUGUCCAAGGGAGUCCAUGGAAGCUAGCGGCCAUCUUGGAUUUGCCCGCCAUAAAAGCAAUGUUAAUUUGGUUAAUUUCAAACAGCUGCUGAGGAGUUAUUGACCAUCUCAAAAUAUUUUCCCAAACGCCAGUGUGAUUGUAACUGAAAUAUCUAGUAUACUGUCAGAUUAUAAAUUUUCUUUGAAGUUUUUUAAUUGCUUAACGAGUUAGAACGUCUAGGCUCCAAGGACUCUUUAAGUUUUAAAUAUGAGUAAAUAUGUAGGCCUAUUUGUAAAUAAAAGGUUGAAAACUUUGAAAUGAACUUUGAUUUGAAACAAAUGAAAUUAUAUCUUAUUUGUAGGCCUACUUCAAGAGUUUUAAUAAUUGUGUUUUGAAGAUCGCCAAUAUUCUGGGCGUAUUAUUUUUUAUAUCAAUUUAUGUAAUUAUGCUCAAAUUUCUUGUAAUUAUUUAUUUUAUAAAACUAGGUAGCUGUCACAAAAACUACAUUACCUAUUUUUAUAUUUGUAAAUAAAAUUGUUAAGUAGCUAAAUAAAUAAAUAAGACUGUGUAUGUAAUUUUUAUAUCUGUGUAAAAAUAUAUAUGUUAUGAAAGUUA
Messenger RNA from Macrosteles quadrilineatus (aster leafhopper), 4490 nucleotides. RefSeq names its product electron transfer flavoprotein-ubiquinone oxidoreductase, mitochondrial (gene Etf-QO). Gene Ontology annotation, cellular component: mitochondrial inner membrane. Lineage: Eukaryota; Metazoa; Arthropoda; Insecta; Hemiptera; Cicadellidae. The coding region runs from base 108 to 1868 and encodes 586 amino acids. Gene Ontology annotation, biological process: electron transport chain. The transcript is spliced from 11 exons. The record is from RefSeq and is a predicted model, not a curated record. Gene Ontology annotation, molecular function: electron-transferring-flavoprotein dehydrogenase activity; iron-sulfur cluster binding.